Messenger RNA from Daphnia carinata, 6633 nucleotides. It is a transcript of the gene l(3)72Ab, whose product is annotated as U5 small nuclear ribonucleoprotein 200 kDa helicase-like. The transcript is spliced from 5 exons. Gene Ontology annotation, molecular function: ATP binding; ATP hydrolysis activity; nucleic acid binding. Gene Ontology annotation, cellular component: nucleus. Bases 37 to 6498 code for a protein of 2153 amino acids. The record is from RefSeq and is a predicted model, not a curated record. NCBI's taxonomy places the organism in Eukaryota, Metazoa, Arthropoda, Branchiopoda, Diplostraca, Daphniidae.
GUUAGUGCUUCACAAGACGACAAGCAACCAUUAGAAAUGGCGGACGCCGCAGCACGUUCGCUCCAGUACGAGUAUAAAGCCAAUUCAAAUUUGGUUUUACAAGCUGACGUUCGCUUAAUCGACCGUCGAGCUCGAGAUGAAGCCACCGGUGAGGUUAUGUCCCUUACCGGGAAGUUGGAAGGGACGCGCAUGGGUGACAAAGCCAUGCGCAUGAAACCGGCCAAACGUCAGAAGCGUGAUCCCGGCAAAACUGACAUUGGUGGCAAAUCCAGUGGUAAGGGGCCAUUACAGAGCGACAACCUGGAGGAUCUUUCUGGCAUCAUCUACAGACCCAAAACGCAAGACACCAAACAGACUUACGAAGUACUACUCAGUUUCAUCCAGGAAGCUUUGAGCGACCAACCCAGGGAUGUGUUGUGUGGUGCAGCUGACGAAGUCCUCACAGUCCUCAAGAAUGACAAGCUCAAGGAUAAAGAAAAGAAGAAGGAAACAGAGGCUAUGCUUGGCACCCUUCCAGAAGAAAGGUUUGCCCUCCUUGUCAACCUCGGCAAGAAGAUCACAGAUUGGGGCCAAGACGAGAAAAUGGCAACAGGAGAGGAGCAGAUGGAUGACCAGUAUGGUAUUAAUGUGCAAUUUGAAGAUACAGAUGAAGAAAAUGAAGACGACAAUGUUGACGGAGAAAUUGGCGAUGAAGAAGAUGGUGAAGACGAAGCCGAAGAAGCUGAAACAGACCACGCUAUUCACGCAGAUGCCGUCGCUGUGGACUUGGGUGGUAAAAAGGAGAAGAAACUUCACCCGCUUGACAUUGAUGCCUACUGGCUUCAGAGGAAGCUGUCCAAAUUUUACAGCGAUCCCAUGGUGUCACAAGCAAGAGCCGGCGAAGUGCUUAACAUUCUCAAGAAUAUCCAAGAUGAGAGAGAAUGUGAAAACCAGCUAGUCGUUCUACUUGGCUUUGACUGCUUUGAUUUCAUCAAGCUGCUGAAACAAAACAGACAUAUGAUCCUGUACUGCUCGUUGCUAGCAUCGGCACAGAGUGAAGCAGAAAGAAGAAGCAUUCAAGAUGAAAUGAAGAGCAAUCCCCAUCUGAACAAAAUCCUGCGUCAACUAGAUACAGUGAGAGACGACACUGGACUCGAACCAAUGGAAGUGGAUUCCAAAAAGAGUUCAUCGCGCCAAGGUAAUUACGCUGCGAAAGAAACCGGGGGCAGCAGCAACGGAGGACAGGAAGGUUAUAGUGGCAUUCCAGGUCUACGCGAACUUCUAGAUUUGGAGGAUCUUGCGUUUGCACAGGGUUCGCAUUUUAUGGCCAAUAAAAAAUGCACUUUGCCAGAAGGUUCAUUCAGAAAGCAGCGCAAAGGAUAUGAGGAAGUUCACGUACCGCCAUUGAAACCCAGACCAUUCGAUGCCGACGAAAUGCUUAUCCCUAUUGACAAACUUCCAACCUACGCCCAGCCGGCGUUUGAAGGAUUCAAGACACUCAACAGAAUCCAGUCGAAAAUCUACAAAACAGCCUUAGAGUCUGAUGAGAACAUGUUGAUUUGCGCUCCAACUGGUGCCGGUAAGACCAACGUAGCUUUACUUACGAUGAUGCGAGAACUUGGCAAGCACAUCAAUCCGGACGGAACCAUCCGCGUCGACGAGUUCAAGAUCAUCUACAUCGCACCCAUGCGAUCUCUCGUACAAGAGAUGGUGGGCAGCUUUGGCAAAAGAUUGGCUCCUUUCAAUCUGAAAGUUGGCGAAUUGACGGGCGACCAUCAGCUCAGCCGUGAAGAAAUUGCCCAGACUCAAGUGAUUGUCUGCACUCCAGAAAAGUGGGAUAUCAUCACCCGAAAAUCAGGCGACCGAACUUACACUCAACUGGUCAAGCUUAUGAUCUUCGACGAAAUUCACCUGUUGCACGACGAUCGUGGACCGGUUCUGGAGGCGUUGGUAGCUCGUACCAUUCGGACUGUCGAGUCCACUCAAGAGGAUCUACGCCUGGUUGGUCUUUCAGCUACUCUACCAAACUACGAAGAUGUGGCCACUUUCCUGCGUGUCCGACCCAAGACGGGCCUUUUCUUUUUCGAUAACAGCUAUCGUCCUGUGCCUCUGGAGCAACAAUAUGUGGGCAUCACCGAGAAGAAGGCCGUCAAGAGGUACCAAAUUAUGAACGAAAUCGUCUACGAAAAGGUGAUGGAACAUGCCGGAAAGAAUCAGAUUCUCGUCUUCGUUCACUCAAGAAAAGAAACGGGAAAAACAGCCCGUUCAAUUCGUGAUCUUUGCCUAGAGAAAGAUUCACUAGGUGCAUUCUUGCGUGAGGGAUCCGCUUCAACAGAAGUCUUGCGCAAUGAAGCCGAGCAAGUCAAGAACCAAGAGCUGAAAGAUUUGCUACCCUACGGUUUCGCCAUCCAUCAUGCCGGAAUGAGCCGUGUCGAUCGUGCUUUGGUUGAAGAUUUGUUUGCUGAUCGUCACAUUCAAUUGCUUGUUUCAACAGCUACGCUAGCUUGGGGUGUUAACUUGCCCGCCCAUACCGUCAUCAUCAAAGGCACACAAGUCUACAACCCUGAAAAGGGUAGAUGGUGCGAACUGGGUUCAUUGGAUGUCCUGCAAAUGUUGGGUCGUGCUGGACGACCUCAGUAUGACACCAAAGGUGAAGGCAUUCUCAUCACCAACCACAGCGAGUUGCAGUAUUACCUGUCGCUGCAAAACCAACAGUUGCCCGUCGAAUCCCAGAUGGUUAGCAAAUUGCCCGACAUGCUGAAUGCUGAAAUCGUUUCGGGAACAGUACAAAACGUCAAAGACGCCGUUCAUUGGCUGAGUUAUACCUACCUGUACAUCCGAAUGCUUCGCUCACCCCAGCUUUACGGCAUUUCAGUGGACAAGUUGAAAGAAGAUCCUACGUUGGAGCAACACAGAGCUGACUUAAUCCAUACAGCUGCUGUUUCGCUUGAGAAGAGCCAACUCUUGAAGUACGAUCGCAAAUCUGGCCAAUUACAAGGUACGGAAUUGGGUAGGAUUGCCAGUCAUUACUAUUGCACCAACGCAAGUAUGGCCACCUACAACCAGUUGCUCAAACCAACGCUGAGUGAGAUCGAACUCUUCCGUGUCUUUUCGCUAUCUUCCGAGUUCCGGAACAUUACUGUGCGUGACGAAGAAAAGUUGGAGUUACAGAAGUUGAUGGAGCGCGUGCCGAUUCCCAUCAAGGAAAGCAUCGAGGAACCCAGCGCCAAAGUCAACGUUCUCCUUCAAGCUUACAUUUCACAGCUCAAGUUGGAGGGCUUUGCUUUGAUGGCUGAUAUGGUCUACGUCACCCAAUCUGCUGGCCGUCUUAUUCGCGCCAUCUUUGAAAUGGUCCUCAGCCGAGGUUGGGCUCAGCUUGCCGACAAAGCCCUGUCUCUGAGCAAAAUGAUCAACCGUCGCAUGUGGCAAUCCAUGUCGCCUCUUCGACAGUUUAAAAAGAUGCCGGAAGAAAUUAUCCGCAAGCUCGAAAAGAAGAGUUUGCCAUGGGAACGGCUCUACGAUCUGGGCCCUACUGAAAUGGGAGAACUUAUCCGUGCACCCAAGUUGGGCAAGACAAUCCACAAGUACGUCCAUCAGUUCCCUAAACUGGAAUUGUCCACCCACAUUCAGCCUAUCACGCGCUCGACACUCAAAGUGGAGCUGACGAUCACGCCCGAUUUCCAGUGGGACGACAAGAUUCACGGCAAAGCUGAGGCUUUCUGGAUCUUUGUCGAAGAUGUGGAUUCUGAAGUUAUUCUUCACCACGAAUACUUCCUUUUGAAGGCUAUUUACGCCCAAGAUGAACAUCUGGUCAAGUUCUUUGUUCCAGUAUUUGAACCUCUGCCCCCUCACUACUUUAUUCGUGUUGUAUCGGACCACUGGAUCUCUUCGGAAACUCAGUUGCCCGUAUCAUUCCGUCACUUGAUUUUGCCGGAUAAGUAUCCCCCACCGACGGAGCUCUUGGAUUUGCAGCCGUUGCCCGUCACAGCUCUACGCAACCGAUCAUACGAAGCUCUCUACGCCGAUUCGUUCCAGCAGUUCAACCCCAUCCAGACGCAAGUGUUCAACGCUCUCUACAACACAGACGACAACGUCUUUAUUGGCGCCCCAACUGGAGCUGGAAAAACAAUUUGUGCCGAGUUCGCCAUCCUGCGCCUCUUCAGCCAGAAAGAACAAGAAGCACUGGCUGAAGGAGUGGCGGAAGUUGAAGCCCGCUGUGUCUACGUCACACCCAAUCAAGAACUUGCCGACAACCUGUUCAUCAAUUGGCAAGACAAGUUUGCGUCGCGGUUGGGCAAGAAAGUAGCAAUGCUAACAGGCGAAACGGGUACCGACUUGAAGCUUUUGGCCAAAGCCAAUAUUCUGAUCUCCAUUCCGGAGCAUUGGGACGUCUUGUCGCGGCGCUGGAAGCAGAGGAAGAACGUCCAGAAUGUCCACCUGUUCAUCGUCGACGAGCUUCAACUAUUGGGAGGAGGAGACGGACCUACACUGGAAGUGGUCUGUUCGCGAAUGCGUUACAUCGGCGCCCAAUUGCAGAAACCCAUCCGAUUGGUGGCAUUGAGUCACUCGCUGGCCAAUGCCAAGGACGUCUCGCAGUGGUUGGGUUGCCCAGCAAAUGGCAGCUUCAAUUUCCAUCCGAAUGUGAGACCGAUCCCACUGGAACUUCACAUCCAGGGUUUCAACAUCACUCACAACGCGUCGCGUCUAAUUGCCAUGGCUAAGCCAUUGCAUAAUGCCAUUUGCAAACAUUCUCCAAAAAAACCUGUGCUUGUCUUCGUUCCAUCACGAAAACAGUCUCGUAUUACAGCCUUCGACAUCUUGACGUACGCUGCAGCCGAAAAUGAUGCCGAACGAUAUCUUCAUGCCGAGCUAGAGGACAUCAAACCUUUCAUCCAGCGGCUAAGUGACAAAACGCUUCACGAGACACUCAAGCAAGGUGUUGGUUACCUACAUGAAGGUUUAACAGUCCAAGAUAGAAGGAUCGUGGAACAGUUGUUUGAACUGGGAGCCAUUCAAAUCAUUGUUGUUUCGCGUACCCUUUGUUGGGCCGUCUCCGUUCACGCCCAUCUUGUGAUCAUCAUGGACACGCAAAGUUACAACGGUCAACAGCACAUGUACGAUGAUUAUCCAAUCACCGACUUGAUUCAAAUGGCCGGAAGAGCUAAUCGGCCACGCGAAGACGACGAUGCCAAAUGUGUACUCCUGUGUCAAUCUUCCAAGAAAGAUUUUUACAAAAAGUUCUUGUACGAGCCGUUGCCGAUCGAAAGCCAUCUCGAUCAUUGCCUCCACGAUCAUUUCAAUGCCGAAAUCGUCACCAAAACUAUUGAGAACAAACAAGAUGCUGUCGACAAUUUAACAUGGACUUUCCUGUACCGGCGCAUGACUCAAAAUCCCAAUUACUACAAUCUUCAAGGAGUGAGUCACAGGCACUUGUCGGAUCACUUGUCCGAGUUGGUAGAGAGCACGCUUAAUGAUCUGGAGCAGUCCAAGUGUAUCACCAUCGAGGAAGAAAUUGACGUCAGUCCACUCAACUUGGGCAUGAUUGCCGCGUACUACUGCAUUCACUACACAACGAUCGAGUUGUUCAGCUUGUCGCUCAACGCCAAGACCAAGAUUCGUGGCUUGUUGGAGAUCAUUUCAGCUGCUGCAGAAUACAAGAACGUUCCAGUCCGACACGGCGAAGAAGCUGUGUUGCGUCAGCUCGCUACUAGGCUUCCAAACAAGCCACAGGCUAACGCCAAAUUUAGUGAUCCUCAUACCAAAACGUUCCUCUUGCUGCAGGCCCAUUUGUCUCGUGUCCAACUACCCGCUGAAUUGCAACAAGACACUGAGCUCAUUCUUGGCAAGGCGAUCCGUUUGAUCCAGGCUUCUGUGGAUGUCCUCAGCUCAAAUGGAUGGCUUUCCCCAGCUGUGGCCGCCAUGGAAUUGUCGCAAAUGGUGACCCAAGCCAUGUGGUCCAAGGAUUCGUACCUGAAGCAGUUGCCUCACUUCACAACCGAGAUUGUCAAACGCUGCACCGACAAGGGGCUGGAGACCAUUUUCGAUGUUAUGGAAAUGGAAGACGACGAACGCAACUCUUUGUUGGGGUUGAGUGAAGCACAAAUGGCGGAUGUUGCCCGCUUCUGUAACCGCUAUCCCAACAUCGAAUUAGGAUUUGACGUGAUAGAUCGUGACCGAGUCGUAUGUGGUCAGUCGGUGGUGGUGGCAGUUAACCUGGAACGUGAAGAUGAGGUCGUUGGCCCGGUUCUCGCUCCCUUCUUCCCUCAAAAACGCGAAGAGGGCUGGUGGGUAGUGAUCGGAGACCCGAAAGCCAAUGCACUGGUUUCCAUCAAACGUCAAACAUUGCAACAGAAGGCAAAAGUCAAGCUAGACUUUACGGCUCCAACUACCCCUGGCCAGCAUUCUUACACAAUCUAUUUCAUGAGCGACUCUUAUACGGGAUGCGAUCAAGAGUACAAGUUCACCAUAGAUGUCAAGGAACCGUCAAAUUCUGAAGAUUCUGAUUCUGGUUCCAACUAAACACGAAGUCCAAAACUUUUCUAUCUUUUUUUUUUGUGCAGGUUUUAUAACCGGUUUCGUUUUUAAUACAUUGUGAGAAAUGUCAUGCCUCUAAGCAUAUUGCUCGCUAUGAAUAAAAUGCGCUAAAUCAUUUCA